This is a messenger RNA of Orcinus orca (killer whale), 6610 nucleotides long. It is a transcript of the gene PRKX, whose product is annotated as protein kinase cAMP-dependent X-linked catalytic subunit. Gene Ontology annotation, molecular function: ATP binding; protein serine/threonine kinase activity. Gene Ontology annotation, biological process: protein phosphorylation. Bases 143 to 1219 code for a protein of 358 amino acids. The record is from RefSeq and is a predicted model, not a curated record. The transcript is spliced from 9 exons. Lineage: Eukaryota; Metazoa; Chordata; Mammalia; Artiodactyla; Delphinidae.
ACCGGGAGGCGGGGGCCGCGCAUGGGUGGGCGCCGCUGAUGCCGCCGCCGCCGCCGCGCCGCCCUCCGAGGCUGCGUCCCGGGAAGCCCGGCCCCCCGCGCCCCCCGGCCCGGCCCGGCGCCCCGGACCUGAGCGCGCCCCCAUGGAGGCGCCCGGGCUGGCCAAGGCGGCCGCGGCGGACGCCGACGCCCGAGAGAGCUCGGGGGAGACCCCCGACGGCGCGCCCGCGCACUUCCCCGGCCCUGGGGCGCCCUCGCCGGAGCCGCCCGCCUACCGCCCGCAGGACUUCGACACGCUGGCCACCGUGGGUACGGGGACGUUCGGUCGCGUGCAGCUGGUCCGCGAGAAGCAGAGCACACGUUUCUUCGCCCUGAAGGUGAUGAGUAUCCCGGACGUCAUCCGCCUGAAGCAGGAACAGCACGUGCACAACGAGAAAUCCGUGCUGAAGGAAGUCAGCCACCCGUUCCUGGUCAAGCUGUUCUGGACGGGGCACGAUGACCGCUUCCUGUACAUGCUGAUGGAGUUCGUGCCGGGUGGUGAGCUCUUCAGCUACCUGCGCAACCAGGGCCGCUUCUCCAGCUCCACCGGGCUCUUCUACGCCGCGGAGAUCGUCUGUGCCAUUGAGUACCUGCACUCCAAGGAGAUCGUCUACAGGGACCUGAAGCCGGAGAACAUCCUGCUGGAUAGAGACGGUCACAUCAAACUCACGGACUUCGGGUUCGCCAAGAAACUGGUGGACAAGACGUGGACCCUUUGCGGGACCCCCGAGUACCUGGCCCCCGAAGUCAUCCAGAGCAAGGGCCACGGGAGAGCCGUGGACUGGUGGGCGCUCGGCAUCCUCAUAUUCGAGAUGCUUUCGGGGUUUCCUCCGUUUUUUGAUGACAACGCAUUUGGCAUUUACCAAAAAAUUCUUGCAGGCAAGAUCGAUUUCCCCAGGCAUUUGGACUUCAGUGUCAAAGACCUCAUUAAGAAAUUGCUUGUUGUCGACAGAACCAGGAGAUUGGGAAACAUGAAGAAUGGAGCAGAGGAUGUGAAACGGCAUCGGUGGUUCCGGACCAUGGACUGGGAGACUGUCCCAGAAAGGAAACUGAAGCCUCCCAUCGUGCCCAAAGUGUGCAGCGAGGGCGACACCUCCAACUUCGAAGCUUAUCCCGAGAACGACUGGAACAUGGCCCCUCCGGUGUCACAGAAAGAUCUGGAAGUCUUCAAGAAUUUCUGAGCAUGGGCUCCCCACCUGGAAGGUGAGACCCGAGUUCAGCUUCGUUACAGGAUUCCGGAGCUCUGUUCUGCAGCUGUGGGACUUACUCGUGCCUCUGUGUGUGGACUCCUGCUUCUCGGCAGGUGGAGAUGGAUGUUAAGACAGCUGGCAGGGGACCUCUCAGCUCUCUGUGCCUUGUAGUUCUCUUCAUCAUAAAAUGUUUUUUUCUGGUUGUAUAAUCCCACAGCAAAGCACAUUGAAACUAGGAUCUGUUUUUGUUUUGUUUUUUUUGCGGUACGCGGGCCUCUCACCGUUGUGGCCUCUCCCGCUGCGGAGCACAGGCUCCGGACGCGCAGGCUCAGCGGCCAUGGCUCACGGGCCCAGCCGCUCCACGGCAUGUGGGAUCUUCCCGGACCGGGGCACGAACCCGUGUCCCCUGCAUCGGCAGGCGGACUCUCAACCGCUGUGCCACCAGGGAAGCCCUAGGAUCUGUUUUUGCUUGAGUGAUGAAUCUCCCUUCUCAUCGUGGGUGAGGAGAGGCUAGUUCUGUGCAUGUCAACACCAUAGAACAUUAAAAACCCACCUUUCAAAUAUUGUUCCAUGUCUCUUAUUAGGCAUCUUCUCUCCUUAAAAUUCAGGCUUGUGGGUCUUUGCAGUAAGAAUUCCAAAGGAAAGUUGGGUUUCUUUCGUGCUAUUAUUGUUGUUGUUGUUCUUAGGAUGACAAACUUUACCCAGGUGUUUAAAAACUAACAAAAUCCUUUGUCUAAUUUCAUGCCAGAAACAGGGUGAUUUGAGCCUGCCUGGGACAGAUGGCUGCCCCCAGGCAGACCUGAAGAAGCAUCUUCUUAAUGGGAUAAGGACUUUUCCACAUUUAUAUACACCCAGAUGUAUAUAAAGAGAUUGCAGAGCCGUUGACAUUUGUGGACCUAGAAUUAUUUAAGCAACUGGAAAUCGACUGCACAGUAGGACAUUUUGAAAAAUUGUUUGGUUGUAGAUUUUAUCUUCUUUUUAGGCUUGUGUUCCUACUGGGAUAUCCUGGGGUUUUUUUUCUCAUAGACUUUAUAAGUUUGAGCUGAACUUGUUCAGAUACAACCACAAAUUGCGUGUGUGUGCCUGUGCGUGUGUCUGUGUGUGUAUAAAAAGGACGGUGUGCCUGGAUCAGGGAAAUUGUGCAGUGAAGUAAAUGUUCCUACUUUCCAGAGCCUAUGGUGUUUCGUGUUUCACAUUUUUUUCCAAGAAUCUAUUCUCUUGGGGACAAAUUUUAAAAGUAUGAUAUGUGCAUUUUUUGUCAUCUUAUAUGCAUUUUAUGGUUAUAUGUGAAGAAAGUAUCAUACGACGGUCUAUAUCCAGUAUCUUUAAUGCUUUGUGUCUGGUAGCCUUGGGUCAUGAAUCCAGGACGACAGGGAAGGAGAUGUGGGUUUGGACUUUAGUGCAAGGCUAGCCAUUGGCCAUGACUGUUAUUCAAGGAAUUUUCUCUGUUGCAUUAAAAAAAUCUCAUACUCUGUAGGGGGAUGGCUAUCUAUUAAUAUUCCAGGUUAAAUCUGUGGACCAAACUGCAUCUCCCAAAGCAAACUCGUAGCUUUCUGUAUUGGCUCAAUGAACUUAUGCAAAUGUUUUCUUUUCCCUUUGGUUUUAGGAAAAGUAAGAAACAAAACGGGUACGAUGGAAGUGUUUGAACCUCCCUCGUUUCUGCUUAGUUUUUUACUUCUUCUUGUCAAUGUUCAGUCCAUCUGGUGUCAUAGACCUGGUUGGCUUGUGCCAGCAUAACCGUUGGGUGAGAUUCGUUUCUCUUUGGACGUGAUGGUGAGGGUCCCCUGAGGAGUGCUCUGCUGUGCCUUCCCCUUAGCACUGAUCUUGAAAGCCACGUGCUGAGUGGGUCGCCAUGAGUGUGUUGCUGUGUAAAUAUGGGUCUUCCCAGAAGCAGUGCCUGGGCGGAGGGCCUUGGUGUCUGUCUGGUCCCUCGUGCAUUUCCUCCUCUCCUCUCUGCUUCUGCUUUCCGAUUCCAAACUUUGCUGUGAAAAUCUGAAGCCGCCGCCCAUAUUCUGUUGGCCGUGAGUCAGCUGAAAACACAGCAUUGCUCAAACCUGUUACGUAUCCGGUCGUAGGGCCCAACCACGGCCUUCUCCGUGGAGGUCUGUGCGUUGAAGAAGUAGGUUCCAGAGCCUUCAGUGGCGGCAGGGAUGCACCCGAUAGAUCUGCGAGAUCGCCUCUCCUGCAUCCUCCCUUUUCCUGCCGAGAAAGGUCCAGCUCCUUGGGCAGCCGGCAUGGGGCAGAGGUGUGUUGGUGUCAAGCGUGGGGCGCCCCCUGAGCUCUCGGCCCCCUCCCAGGCCUCUGCAGCUCAUGUGUUCUUGGGGUACCGGGCAGGUUCUUGGCCAUCAACACUGCUUUUCCUGGGCUGGGCCAGGAAGGCUUUUCUUCCUAUAGCCCCUGCCUACCUCUGUCUCUUCUGCAGUCACAUCUGGGGGUGUGGAGAGCUGCCAUUUGCAAAAAAUCAUACAUUUUUUUUACCGCAGCAAAAAAGGUCCAAGGAGAUGCAGUCACCUCUCACAUUUGGCCAGUUUCCACUCACGAAUCCAAAGACGAGGGCUGUGUGUAUCUGAAGGUGACGUGAAGGCAGCUUACACCUAUAAGAGCUUUACAUUGAAGACACUAAAUCACCCCCUUCUCAUAAAUGACCUCGUCUUCAAAAACCAACUCCAUAGGUGAGAGUGAGUCCAAAAUUUAGUAAAAGAAACCCGUUACAAGGAGUAGCUCAAUAAAAAUUUAUUUUCCGAGGGUGCGCUUGGAUAAAUGUUCCCACAGAACUGUGUUUUCAGUCUGUACUUUUCAGGCGCCGUGCUCUUUGGAUGAAGCCAUGGGCCAACAGGGGCUAAAAUUUUACCGUGUAAUUUCUGCACUGUUUCAUCGUUGAAUGUCAGAAGGUUAAAUGAGCAAAGCAAACCUGCACGGAGGUGUAGACACACGAGGAAAAAACAUGUCUUGUGUCUUCUGACUAUAAAGAUAAACAAUUAGGGCUUCCCUGGUGGCGCAGUGGUUGGGAGUCCGCCUGCCGAUGCAGGGGACGCGGGUUCGUGCCCCGCUCCGGGAGGAUCCCACAUGCCGCGGAGCAGCUGGGCCCGUGAGCCAUGGCCGCUGAGCCUGCGCGUCCGGAGCCUGUGCUCCGCAACGGGAGAGGCCGCAACAGUGAGAGGCCCGUGUACCGCAAAAAAAAAAAAAAAUUAUUAUUUGGAGGCUUAUACUUAAAAAAAUACAAAAUAAAUGAAACACCUUUCUUGAACACAAUGCAAAAUGGUACAUACACACGAUCCCUAUGCGUGUUUUUUUGGGUUCGCUCUUCCUGUCCAGGAUUUAAUCUAUGAGAUGAAAAGAGUCCAAGAAUGCAUGAAAACACACUGCCUUAAUUUUGAACAAAUAUGCAGGGAAGACAAAAGUUCAAAUGCAUUGAUGACUUGGUUCUUUAAAAACGUUGUCAUUGACCAUCAGCCACGCAAAACAUUGAAAGUGAAGAGGAAUUCCAAGAGUACCACAUGGUGUUUGUCUCACCUUCCAGACCCUCAGGCCCAUUUAAUUACACAAAGCGUUACCUGCCAGUGACCAGGGCAUAAAUUACAUGGUUUGACGUAAUGCAAAGAUGGAUGUGAUCAAAGUGAGUCUUAAGCACAUGGCAUGCUCCCCGUGUAUGACCGAAAAAUUGUUCCCUCCCUGGAGGCCUUCUGCCGCGUUCACAUAUCGGAUCAAAAAUAAUCAGGGUGCAAAGUUUUGGAGAAAAUUCACAUCCAUCAGCACAACAUUCAGAGCCGGAAAAGGACAGAUUGAUUUUUGUUUUCUGCAAUUUUGACAAGUUGGUAAAUGACAAUGCUAUUUAAAAAGUCUUUAGGAAACACAUGUAUUGCAAGAGGUGGAUUGAGGCGGGUCUUGUUUUCCUAAGGGGAUUGUCGCCAGCCUGCUUUGAUAGGCAUCUGUAAAGCUGAGAAGGAGAUGAAAUCACAGCUGACCAUACGGCAUAAUGUUCAUGGUCACAGAAGCUGGAAUCCCCCUCAGCAGAAAUGUAUCGUUUGCCAGCAAUGGAAAAGUCGUGAUUUAUGCUCUCCACAUGUCAAAAUACGCAAAAGAAACUCCAGUCACCAGGUAACAGGUGUCCAUGUCACACCGUCACGAUGCUUUAAAACACCACCUCCUGUUGUGCUCCUGGGGCAGCUGCACCAUCAGCUGUUUAUAAAUGUCUCGCGCAGUGUUUUGUUUCCUUCUGUCCGUCUGUAUGUCGGGACUCCCCUGCUGCCAGCCACAGCGUCACCAGUAGCGCUGAGCAGUUGGGUGAUAUGACACACAUUUGCCCUUUCUACGUACAACCUAAGUUGCCUCUCAGUUCGGAACCACUUGAACUGUGAAAUACAGCUCCAUCCUGUUCCCGCGAGACCCCGACGCACCGCCCUGUAGGCACCGAGGGCCGCCCACCCAGGUGAACGCUGCAGGCUGCAGCAGGUCCCAUCAGAACAUCAAAAUCCUCACGUUAGCUGCAGGUGCAGGAAAGAUUGGAUUUUUUUUUUUCCAGCCCUUUGAUUUUGCAUCGCGAAAUUUACACCAUCACAGAAGCCCUUGAUGGCUCCCAAUUAAGAGUUGAAGGGACACAUGCCUGCAUUAUUCUUUCUCCAGGGGUCCGUCUCCCUGGCAUGUAUUUUACACCUGUUGGGCACAUCCUACGUACUGUAUGUACCCUCUAGCCCUGUUUCUGACUAAUUAGUUCCACUUCCCUGGAUGUUGUUGAGUUACCAAAAACAAAGAGAAAAACACAGGCACAGUUGUCUUAGUAUGUUUGAGUAGUUGUGUGUGUGUGUGUGUGUCUGUCUGUCUGUCCUGUUGGAGGUGGAAUGGGGGGGGAUGCUUUCACCAAGCAUAAUGUUUUCAUAUCAAGCUUGUUUUUGCAGACCCUGUGGGGUUGCAUCCAAGGAGCAGUGCUUCAUAAUCAAAAGGAAAUACUCUGUAACGGUUUCCUCUAAAUUAUUGUGUCUUAAGAUGUUCUAUUGAUCUUCCAUGGUGGACUUUUGUUAUUUAAGUACAAGUCAUUACAUGUUUGUUUUUGCAACUGGGAUGUGAAGCCUUUCUGCUCGCAGGCCGUCUUUCCUGGUUCCCUGAGAUGCUUUUCCAGCUCUGCAGGGCCGUCAGAGCUUCCUUCUUUCUUGCGGGAUGAAGUUCCUGGGCCAGUGUGGCACGUCCCCAGUGAGUCACACUGGGAGCCCCGCCGGGUCAUCCCAGCUUCUCAUGUGGAUUAAAAAACCCUGUCAAUUCCUUGCACAAUGAAAAUCACUGUGAUUUGUAUAUAUACCCUAGGAAAAUUUUACUGCUGUCUAAUUUAUGGAAUAAUACUAUUGAUUCCAGGUUUGUUUAAUAAAACUUUGUAUCUUUUAAGAUAAA